Messenger RNA from Zophobas morio, 2177 nucleotides. RefSeq lists its product as uncharacterized. Bases 77 to 2038 code for a protein of 653 amino acids. The record is from RefSeq and is a predicted model, not a curated record. NCBI's taxonomy places the organism in Eukaryota, Metazoa, Arthropoda, Insecta, Coleoptera, Tenebrionidae. The transcript has 5 exons.
GUGACAGUGAAGGUGUGAAGUGUGCGAUUUAACUAAAGUGAUAGAGAAAUUCAAAAAGUACUAACACUUUGUAAGAAUGAAACUGACCAUUCUGUUGGUCGCCCUCUGGGCGACUCUGACUCACGCCAUCACUGCCGAAGAAACCCAACCGUCCGAAGACAUUGCAGAAAGAGGCCAACGCGUUACAAGGCAAACAAGUGCAGACCAGAUGGUCCAAAACAUCCUUCAGUGGCUGCAAGGGGUAUACACACAAAACGCCAGGAAAAUUCGCCAGGGAACUCUUCGUGAAUAUCUCCCUCCCAGCAACACCCAGAAACCAAGGCCUUUCGAACCAGUUGGCUACCCACCAGCAGGAAUCACCCCUCAACCUCCAUUCCCAUCGCCUAACAACGAUAUCACUCCACCAUAUACGGGAUUUCCUAGCUCUCAGCCUCCAUUUACAGGAUACCCCACUCAACGUCCCGGUUUCCCCACCCAGCGCCCCGGUUUCCCCACCGGUCCUCCAACUGGGUACCCUACCCAGCGUCCCGGUUUCCCCACCAGUUCUCCAACUGGGUACCCCACCCAACGCCCCGGCUUCCCCACCAAUCCUCCAACUGGGUACCCCAGUCAGCGUCCCACUUUCCCAACUUCGCCACCAGUGUCGACCGGCUACCCCACCCAACCCCCGUUCUCCACUGGCUACCCCACCCAGCCCCCAUUCUCCACCGGCUAUCCCACCCAGCCCCCAUUCUCGACCGGUUACCCCUCCUCCACCUACGGUCCUCCCGUGACUACUGAAGCCCCCCAGACUCCCAGUCCCUCCACCGGCUCGCCCAUCACUUCCGCCCCCACUACACACUUCACCUCCCCUGCCAUCACCUCCCAAACGACUGAAGGCGACACCACCACGAUUUCAUCCGGUGACGUAACACCAACGGAAGGUCCUGGAGUGACAACUGAGCCGACCUUGGGCCCAUCUGGCGACGAUGAUUCGAAGCAUCCUCCGCAUAUCCACGCGAUAGAAGUAGAAUGUGCCAAGGACAUGAUGACCAUCAGUAUUGAGUUCAACAGGGAGUUCAAUGGGGUGAUUUACUCCAAGGGGUACUACGACACGCCUGAAUGUAGGUAUGUGAACGAGAACUCCGAGCAGACGAAGUACCGCUUCACCGUGAGUCUGAAUUCUUGUGGAACGGAGUUUGUCAACGCGUUCGAGACCCAGGGACAAUCUUAUCUGGAGAACGUCCUGGUGAUUCAGAACGAGCAAGGGAUCCAAGAGGUCUGGGACACGAUUCGAGCAGUCAGAUGCCUUUGGGAGGGAAAUUUGAAGGAUUCUUUGAGCGUGGGAUUAACCGUGGGGAUGUUAAGCCAAGAAACCGUCACCUUUAGCGGGGACACGGCUAUGGCUAAACUCGAUAUUCAGCUAGGACGAGGUCCCUUCGCUCCUCCAGCGAACGGCCUGGUCAAAAUCGGCGAACAAAUGACCCUGGUGAUUUCCGUCAGCGGUGACCCCGGUUUCGACAUCCAAGUGAAAGACUGUAAGGCCACGGACUCCUCCGGGGAUAAGGUUUACCCCCUCACCGACGAAAACGGCUGCAUCCUCAAACCCAAGCUCUUCGGGGCCUUCCAGAAGACCAGGAACACUGGAAGCAGUGGGGCUUCCAUUAUAGCUUACGCCUUCUUUAACGCCUUCAAAUUCCCAGACAUCAUGGACUUGAUGAUCCAGUGCAACAUAGAGCUCUGCAAGACCGACUGCCAGGUGUGUCCAGAAUCCAACCAGCAAAUCGAGCCUGGUAGACGCAGAAAGCGAGACGUGAGCUACUCCAACAACACUAUAGGUGAUGGCGUCACCAUGGGCAAACACUUGAGGGUGAUUUUGCCCGAGGAGUUGAACGAGAGUGGCUAUGCCGUCGUCAACAUGAACGAAAUGGAUGGGGUUUGCAUGACCGUGCAGAAUUUCGUUUUGUCUUCGGUCAUUGUGAUCUCGCUUCUCACUGCCAGUAGUAUUGUUAGUGCUUGUCUUUGGUUGAAGAAUCAGAGAUUAACGUAUAAGAAUUAAGGUGUCACCAAUCCUGCCAAUGUAGUUCCGAAGAGAUUUAAGUUAUUUAAGCGCAGUAUUUUUAUUUAAGUUUUGUAAUUUUAUGUAGGGUCUGAAUAUUUAUGUAAAUAUUUGAUUAAUAAAAUAAGUAAUUUUUUAA